UCUGUACAGAGAGGAUCACCGAAGACAGAGCGAAGUAGGGGAAAGAAGGCAAUUGACAUGGCAACUCUGCGGCGCCAACCGAGAUCUAGAGCGUCCUCAACUCGGCAGGAUCGUGGCUCCUGUUCUUCCACUGCGUCGUGCCCUGUUUUCUCUGGACCAUACAGUGACCAUGAAGAAGAGCCACCACUGCGUCGCCAAUCCUCUCCUCUAAUUAAGGGUUCUUUUUCCGGUCUCCACAAGUCUGCCAGUCCAAGCUCCAUAGGGUCCCUAUCAAACUUACAGGAUCACCUCCAAGGAUCAUUAUCAAGUCUCCAAGGAUCUCUGCCCAGUUUCCAGGGCACACCCAACCUGACGGGAUCAUUGUCUCGAAUGAAGAGGCGAUCUCUUGGCAGCCUUGACAACUCAACCCCCAGCCCCACUGAGUGGGGUCCCAGCCCGAGCCUACAGAGCGGCAAUGGCAGCUCCAGUGAUGAUGAUGGAAGUUGGGACACAAACAGCUGGAGCUCAGGAGCUACCUGCCUGCUAAGGACUCCUGCUAAGCAAGACAGCACUGAGUCAUCAGGGGAAUUUGAUGUAAAGUCUUGCACCACUAACCAGGAGUCCGAUACUGUGAUUACUGAGCCUGAAAUAAUUUACCAAAAUCUUAUCUUCUCACGUCCGGUUCCUAAAGCUAAAAGCAAAGAAGAAGCUGCUCCAGAGAGGGCUACCACGGUACAAUGGAAAGACGCGGGAACUCAGAGUCCUUCCUCAUCUUGCCUGAGUAAGAAUAUUGCCACAGUUCAUCAGCGAGAAGAGAAGACUGACGACAAACGCAAGUUCUCACAGUUUCUGAAUGAGGUUACCUACAGGGUGCUAAAAUCUAACGGUGGUCCGCAGCAACAGAAAUCUACCCUCCGGCAUCGCUACCCAUCUCCUCCACCACCACCACCACCAUCAACCCCAAUAAACCCACAACUACCACCAUCUGCAUCACUAACAAACCUGUGGUACAGCCCGACAAGCUCAAACCUCCACACCAUCAAGGAGUAUGAUUCAAAGGACGUUACAACUUCCAUCCACCAGUGGAGCAAGACAUUACCGAGCUGUAAAAUCUUGGAACCUGGGGAUACAUUGAGGAAAGGGAAAGGGGACAGUCACUCAUACCAAGAGCACGACCUGGAGCUAUGUACAAAGGUCCAGGCACAGCCCUCCACUGGGAGACUUUAUUUAGAGACAGACAUUGACAGAGUGAGGCAGCUUGAUGAAAUGGUUGCUAAUGGCACUCUGGGGAAAGAAAGGAAUGAGAAAGGACUAGAGAAGGGUAUGGAGAGGGAAAACAGGAAUGCAUGGGAGAGAAAUGGAGGCUUGGGUAUGGAGAUAGGGAAGGAGAGGGAGAAGAGAAAAGAGAGCCACUGGGAGAGAGACAGAGGAGGUGAGAAACCAAAAGAAAAGGAUAAAGUGAGAGAAAAGCCUUGGUGGGAGGAUAACAGAAGAGCUGAAAGAGGGAGGGAGAGGGAGAAGGAGAAGAAAGCGGUACCUACGAGUUAUGACCAGACUGUUCCUCAAUCACCUUCCAGUCGAUGGAGUGACCCCUGCCCUGUCUUCAGCUGGCCAGAAGGAUUUCCCAGAAUGUCGUACAGGUCUACCUCACUGCCCAGGCCCGUCAAUAUCCCUGACUCUGAUGGAGAGAUGCAGCAUGACACAAGCUCAUUACACGACCACAAGGACGACCUCCGUAAACGCCUGUCGUACACAACCCACAAACUAGAAAUGGUGGAAUCGGAGUUUGACUCAACUCGGCAGUACCUGGAGACGGAGCUGCGCCGGGCCCAGGAGGAGCUGGAGAAGUUCACAGAGAAAUUACGCAGGAUCCAGAGUAGUUAUGCAGCUCUGCAGAGGAUCAAUCAGGAUUUGGAGGACAAGAUGCACAGGACGACCCAGCACCACGAGGAGGAGAAGAGAGCCCUCAGCCGGGAGAUCAUCGUCCUCAACAACCACCUCAUGGAGGCGAAGAUCACCAUUAAUAAACUCAGAGAGGACAAUGACCUGUACAGGAAAGACUGCAACCUGGCCGCCCAGCUGCUGCAGUGCUCCAAGUCUCACUACAGAGCACACAAGAUGUCUGAGCUGCCAGUUGAUUUUCAGGAACGCAUCAGUUCCCACAUGGAGAAACAUAAUCGGGGCAGCGGCGCCACCAUGGCAAUGUGCCACUCCAAUUACAACGACGCCGUGCCCACGGCUGUAAUUGCCAAGGUCCUGGAGAAGCCAGAGCCAGGAAGCAGUUGCCCUGUGACGCGCUCGCCAAGUCCGCUGCCGCCCGAUGGAGUCUUUCUUACGGGAUCGGGAAGCACUGACCACCUGAACCGUCGCAUUUCCUAUAAAUCCUCGGACUUGUACUGCAGCGACACGGCCCUCUACUGCCCUGAACGAUGGCAGGAGACGGAGCGCAGGCAGAGCGUCGACCUACAUGGCACCGCGCUGCUUCAACUCCACGCCCAGAACUCCACUGACAGCAACCCGGAGGAAGAGGCGUACAACUCUGAAGGUUUCUCCCACCAUGAACCUCCAGCCACCUUCCACCACCAGAACGAGUUUGGGACUGGUAGCCUCCCUGCUUCCAGUUCUUACUCCAGCUUCAGCCUGGCAUCGGACGAGAAGGGUGGAGUUAGCGUUGGGUGCGGGCGCACUGCCAGCAGCACUUUAUCCUCCUCUCACCAGGGGCUCUACAUGGACUGGCGAGAUGGUGGCAGUGGCGACUAUGAGCGCAAAAGCAUGUCUUCCUAUGAUAAAGACAGCUCAAGUUUCCCAAAGUCCCACAGCAUCCAGCACAUGGCGGCCCCCAGGAGCCCACCAAAGGGCACGUCACCAGGGUACACAAGGACGGCUUCUUGCUUCAGUGAACCAUACCAGUCCAGCUCCCUUCGACUGGCCUCUUCCCAGAGUAUGGGCUCUACAGCCGGACUGGGCCCAGUUCGUGACCGAGCUAUGGACAGUCGGGGUGACAUCCAAGUCCCGGAGGACGACCUGAGCAGCCGUUGGAGACAGCUCAGUGUGGAAGACAUCAACAGCUUCUCAUCUUCCUAUCGUAACCUCACGGGGCGGGUCUCUCCGUACAGCUUCUCUGAACGCCACUUUGCCAUGGGCCCCUCCAGUAAGGUCAAGGGAUCUCUCUACAGCAGCUUCCAAGAUGGAGAUGACGUCUUCCAUAGCCGCAUGCUGGACCAGUGUUUUGCUGUGGGCCCCCCUUCGCCCAGCCGCAGUCCCAAACCGAUGGAGCACCAUAAGCCGGAGAAAACGUCUAUGCUGUACAGAGCCAAGGACGACAGUCAGGACUCAGAGUGCAGCCUGUUCCUCUCAGGGAGCUCGAAAGACAAGGAGAGCAGCAUGGGGGCCAGCAGCGCCAAGAAGGACUACGUGAAUCUGAGCGCGGACUCAGCCGAGUCCUUACAUCACAGCUCCCUCGAGGCCUCGAGUCUUCAACACUACCCGAGCCCCCGACCCAGCGUCCGGCCCCGCCCGAGCUCCAGCUCCGCCCUCAGCGUCGGCCCCGCGCUCCCAAAGAAGACCUCUCUCAGAUACCAAAAAUUUGGCAGCACGGGACUGACGAGGAAGGACAGUUUGACCAAGGCCCAGCUGUACGGUACACUGCUGAACUGAACCCAGGGAGAGAGCUUUCCAUUUUAUGCAUGACGAUGAUUCAUAACUUACUGUACUGUACUGUACGUCUCCCUGCAGCAAACAUACUUGAUGUGACGGGAUAUUGAGAUGUUGCUGUUUUAUGUAUCUCUUAGCCAAGGCACGUUUCAUACAGCCUGCAACAAUUUUUCUAUUGUGUGUCACACAGUGUUGCUACCUGAGACCAGCUAUUCACUAUGUUUUUAUCUGAGGACGAUGAUUAGAGCCACUCGGAUAAAGUUCACUGACACAUUCAACACAGGUCCGUCGACAAUUUACUCUUAUUUUGGUGUUAAGUACUGUUAGUAAAAUCAGCAAAAGACCAUUAAGUCUUGCUCUAAUAUACACAGAACAGAGAAUAGACUAAAGUGCGUGUAAUGGGCGAACUUAAAUGACUCAUGUUUGGGAGAGUUUAUCCAAAUGUACCCCGCAAAUAAGCCGUUAAAGAGUUUUAUCCUAAUUUCUCUUAAAGAUGCUGAACAAUGCACAUAAGUGAGAUGAAAAAAUACAUUUUGAAGCUGAAUAGUUUCUCUUAGGGACAUUAUCUAUAAACGAAGGGUAUGUUUUAUGAAUAUUUUUUAAAUUGGCUGCUUAAAAGAUAUCACUAAUGACAGAAGAUGACACAUAAUAAGACACAAGUUAUACUAGUGUUAGAUUUCACAGGUUAAAAGUUCUGAAUAUGUAUUUUUAAAAGUAUAUGUUAAUUAUAGUGUUGCCAGAAUUGCACAAACAAAACAAUGUACAUUCAGUAGAAAUGAUUACACAUAAAUUAAAGAGUAAUAGAUCCAGAUAUGAGCUGCCACGUUUUGAAUCAUAACUCAGCUGUAAUUUUUUUUCUUAUUUUUAUAUCAGAGCAAGAUGAAAUGUGAUACUGAAAUUGCACAGUAGUUACUAACAUACAACCAGGACACUUGUGAAAUUGCCUUAAUCCUGUUCAGUGGACUGACUGGUCUCCUUUACAGCAUCUAACAACUGUGCACAUAUGGUCUAUAUCUGCUGUUCUGUUAAUGUACGUGUACAAUUACUGCUACUGUUACUACUGUUACUACAUACAGCGUACGUUCUUCCUGUCACACACACACACACGUCCAGUUUGUCAGAGGAGGAUUAAGUCUUGUUCGUAGACUGAGGGUAUUUGUCAGCAGAGAGAUCUCCACUGGAAUCUGUUUUGGUUUGAAAAUGACGAGGAUAAAUUCUUGUAUACAAAUCAUUUGGCUGAAUUUCUGCAGACUCACAAAAGGAGCAGAGGAAACUGAACAGGUAGUUAAAAAAAACCGAAACAAAUAUUAUUUAAGACAAAAAUGUACAGUCAGUGUGUUGUUGUUACACCAGCAUGCUCAGUUAGGCUACUUUAGAGAAAACACUGUGACAAUAGACAAAGCGUGUGUAUAUCUACAUGGAAAGUGGCAAAGACUUACUUGUCUUUGUCGCCUGAACUUAAUGUAAAGACAGGUUGCCCUGCAACCCCACUACCUAACGUCACUAGUACAGAUGGAGACAAAAGUACAAUAUUAAAUACAUUACGUCUGUGCUGCCUCUUUCAUUGUGACGGAUGUGCAGCUCUACAGAUCUGAGAGGAACGGUGACAGGAAGGAACUCGGCUUUGCCCUCGAGUGUUUUCUCUCUGAACGCCGCCGCCGCGCUCCUUCCUCUCCCGUUCCUGCAGAUCUGGAAACUGGCUCGAGGUCGUUUAUUCAGAUUUCAAUACUGCAACUCUUCUCAUUGACCUUGUGACGUAUAUGAAGGUGAAACCGCACCACACAGGCCACUAACAGUCUCAGAUAAUACUUGGUUUGCUGUAAAGGUUUUGAAGUUGAAUUGAACCACUGUACAGCAAAGGGGGGGUGAGGUGAGAGGAUAUAUGGUAUUUUUGUCGUGGACAUAAUGUAUAAAAAGAGAUGUAGAUUCUGCAUACAGUUAUUACACUAUGACUAUUUUUUAUGCAGUUUUCAGUUGAUGUUCUAUUUAUCGAAUGUUUUGACCCUGAAUGAAGAGGCUGAAGUGUUUUUCUGUCCCGUCCUACCUCCAGCACUGUUCCAUGACAACAGGCCAGCUGUCCAAAUGUCAACAUGUGUCUGUCUGAUGCAUGGUUAUAUAUUUUUGCUGUAUGUUUAUUUACUUAAUAAAGACGGGUGUUGGGAAA
This is a messenger RNA of Hippoglossus stenolepis (Pacific halibut), 5797 nucleotides long. RefSeq lists its product as uncharacterized. Bases 58 to 3636 code for a protein of 1192 amino acids. The transcript has 7 exons. The record is from RefSeq and is a predicted model, not a curated record. Gene Ontology annotation, cellular component: synapse. NCBI's taxonomy places the organism in Eukaryota, Metazoa, Chordata, Actinopteri, Pleuronectiformes, Pleuronectidae.